Molecule: messenger RNA, 3481 nt
Organism: Formica exsecta
Lineage: Eukaryota; Metazoa; Arthropoda; Insecta; Hymenoptera; Formicidae
Gene: bsf
Product: leucine-rich PPR motif-containing protein, mitochondrial-like
Exons: 4
Coding region: 118-3198 (1026 amino acids)
Molecular function (GO): protein binding
Source: RefSeq, a predicted model, not a curated record
CCAUAAGCGCGCAUGCGCCUUUCUCGUUAUCGCAGCAAAUUGUUGCCAGCAACUAGUUUGUCAAUUUUCCACCGACACUGAUCCUGAAUGAUCCGCAUUUGAUGAUUUGAUUGAUCGAUGAUGAUUGAAACUGACAAAAUGUUACAACUAAGGAGAUAUGUGACGCUUCUCAGAGCCGGUGCAAAGUCGCGCGUUGUCCGUUCGCACCUGCAUUCGUCGUCGCACAAAAUGCCGAAUGUCGCGAUACAUGAAGGUUAUAUUUCUCGUUACGUGCAUCACGGUCUACCUCGAUUACAGACACAUUUGCGACCCUGUGAGAAUUACGCCGCGACGUGCAUUAGGACAUUCGGCACGACGGUUCCGCAAUCGUCAGUCGAUGACAUCGAUCAUAAAUUGAUGUCAUUGUGCGACGACGUUAAAAAAGGUCGGGUGUCGGCGGACAGUUUGAAGGAGGUUAUUAAACUAUGCGACGAGACCGGCUAUCAGCUGCCUCACGAUACCGGUCUGCUGUUACUCAAGUGUUGCGGCAAUCUUUUAUCCGAUGUGGAGACGACCGAGAGGCAAUAUCUAGCGGAUCAGGUAUGGCGUCUUGCGAAGAAAAACAGCGAAGGACUGACGUUGGAGUAUUAUAAUACUCUGCUGGACGUUCAUAUGGAGAAUUCGAUUUCUGUGGAUCCUAAGGAAUUUCUAGCCAAUAUAAGCGUGGAACCGGACAGAAACACAUAUCAUUUGCUGCUGAAUGCAGUCGCAAAGAUGGGUAACAGUAAUCAUCUGCGGGAUAUCAUAUCUGUGAUAAAGGAGAAGAACAUCAUUAUCGAGGAAGAUAAAUUCAACACUUUGGUGCAGAUUUAUGCGAGCAAUGGCAAUAUCGCUCAGGCAGAAUACGUGAUAACACUCAUGCAAGAUGCGAAACUAUCUAUGGACAAAGCAUACACAGAGCUGGCAUGUGGAUAUGCAAAACUCGGUGACAUUCCGAAUCUGGUUAAAAUAUUGAACGACGAACCGCAAAGCGAUACAAAUCUUCUGAGAUUGAUAAAGAUUUUGAGUAUGUCCAAUAAUGGUAGACACAUCCCUGUUGUCCUGAACUUUCUGACGGCUUCUAUACCAGCUAUCAAAUCGCAGAUCUGCAAGACGAUAACAGAACUGACACGCGCUGAUCGAACCACGGAUGCUCAUACAAUUAUAAAUUGUUUUGCUAUGAAUGAUACGACGAAGGAUGUUGCGAAAAGCUUUGUAAAUAGCUUUUUGAACGAAUUAGUUAUGUUAAAUGCAUCAGUGGAAGAUAUUACGAGAUAUGCGACCGAUUUCGUGGAUUCCGGUUGCGAACCUCUGGCAUUGACCAAUGUAGCGGAAUCCGGCUUGAAACUUGGCAGAGAAAAUAUGUGCCUCGCAAUAUUCAGUGCGAUGAGAGAAAAGAAUAUAGAGGUACGAUCGCAUUAUUAUUGGCCUUUACUAGCAAUAGCGCAUUACAAUCAGGGGGAGGCUAAGAUAUUCUCACUCGUAAAAUCGAUGAUAGACACAGGAGUGGGGUUGGACUCCGAUACACUGCUGAAUUAUGUAUAUCCGUAUGUAAACACCGCAAAUCCGUCUAUUACUCUGCAAAAACUAUUGAUUAACGGCGUACCCGGCUGUAUCGCGUAUACGCCCCUCAUAUCCUUUCUGCUAUCUCAGAAUCGGAUGCAAGACAUAAAAUCAUUGUGCACAUACAGUAGGCAAUAUAGAAUACAUUACAAAGAACUGAUGAAACCUUUAGUGCGUGCUUACAUAGCCACGAAGGAUGUCGAGAACUGUGUAUUUUUACUAACGAUAUUUCCGCGCAGUCAAAAUUUCGUCGCUUUAUUUUUGAAAAUGUUAUUAAACGAUAGACGUUUGACAUUUGCCAUGGAGAAUUUGCAAGUUUUCUUGGAAGAAUUUAAGAAACACAGAAUUAGAAUAUCGCAACGAGAUGCGACUAUUCUCAAGAACAGUCUGUCGGACAAAAAUGUCGAAGUUAUGGAAAAUGUAAACUUGUUGAAGCUAAUAGAUAAUCUAGUGGACGUUGAUUUCAAAGAAUCAGCGCUCGCGUUCAUAAGCCAUCCGAUGCAUAUGAAUACUAACGAACUAGCUUGUCAUUUGGUCGAGAUGAAGAGCAAAAAUUUUACAACCAGAAACAUCCUGCGCCGAUUGCUGGAGGCAUAUUGUAUCGAAAACAAUUUGAUGAAAGCCGAGGAAAUAAAACGAGAGUUUGACGGGUGCCAAUACGAGUGGACAGCCGGCAUGAAGAUGUAUUUGUUCGAGCUAUACAUCAGAUGUAACAAACUGAAGGAGGCCGAGAUACUGCUAUCCAAUCUGCAGAUCAAGUCUGACAAUUUCAAGAUAGAUAACAGCAAAAUUGUAAUGUUUGCCAUUGCGUUGGUGAAAGCGGAUAAACCAGAGAAAGCCUUUCAAAUUAUCAGUAACAUCAAUAAUGUUAAUUUGAGAACAAACGCGGAGAAACAUUGUAACAUACUUUUGCAAACGUUGGCGCAGAGUCAGCAUCACUCUUACACAAAAAAAAUGUUGGAUCUGCUUCUCAAGAAAGGAUACUGCAAUAUAACUACCGAGCUAUUGAGGCCGCUGGUGACGAUACCGUUAGAACACAAUGACAUCCAGGGCACUCUAGAUAUGUUUUUUGCAUGCGCUGAAAAGUACAAAAAAGCCCCGUUGGCAUUGGAAGUGUUGACGGUAUUGUUGCAGCAGAAAGACAGUUCGAAAUUGGAUAACGUAGAAACGUACAUAGAAAAGGUGUACAAUAUAAUGGUUUGUUUCUAUGGUAUAGACACUGCAAGCACAUUGUUAGUGUUAGCGCUGGCAACAUUGGACAAGACGCAGGAACUGCAAACUGUAUUGCAGAAGCAAAGGAUGUCCAUGAACUGUCUUUUGCACUAUUUCAAUUAUGCACGAAGGAACAAUAGUGUAGAUAACUUAUUGAAACUCUUCAAAGCGGUUCCAGAUUCGAACAAUUUUGAUCUAGCUUUAUUAAGCGACAUGCUCCUUUCUAUUUACAAUAAAACGGGAGAUUGCAAUAACGCAAUAGAGCUUUGGAAGCUAAUGUGUGCGAAGAAUAUUAAGCCCAGUCAACAAUUCAAGAAUAAUUUUAUUCAGUUUCUGCAAGCAAAUAAAGCUCCACUUCCUCCAGAGUUUGAACAGGAUAAGAAUAAAAUAAAUGUUAGUAAUUAGAGAAUUUAAAAUAGGAAUAAUAUACAUGAAAUAACGGUAAUUCAAAGAUAAAUAAAGCAUGAUGAUAAGAAAGGUGGACGAUAGGAAUUCUUAAAUAACGAUAUUACAAUAAAUUAUUACAAUAAAAAGAAAAAAUAAUAAAAUCUCUAAUUCUGAGAAUUUCUAUCGUUUUAUUCCUUGUUUUGUGUUUUCUUAUUGUUGAUCGUUUUCGAGUAAAACUUCUAUUAGUAUAUCUCACGAGAAGAUAGGCAAAUCAUUGUUUAAUAAAGAGAUUUUAAAUUUU